Messenger RNA from Schistosoma spindalis, 4775 nucleotides. NCBI's taxonomy places the organism in Eukaryota, Metazoa, Platyhelminthes, Trematoda, Strigeidida, Schistosomatidae. The record is from the annotation of a GenBank genome assembly.
GCGCGCUUUUCGAACGGGAAGUUUAGUCCUAACGUGGUUUGCAUUUCUCAAACUUUUGCUGUGUUCUUACGCAACAAAAGUACCAUUUCUGAUCUAAACAAUCUAUUCUGAGCUACAAGUUCGGUAGAUUACUUUUUUUUGAGUUUCACCCAAUUUAAUAGUUAACUGCGGUUUUGCCUCAGCUUACUAUUCGGUUUAUUUUCAGUUUUUCACGUAAAGGCUAUUUCAUUUUAUCUCAUCCGUUUUUAUACAUUUUUCCCGUUUUAGUGUGGUUUUUAGUGUAUUUUUAACGGUCUUAAGCACAGUUUACGUAAAUACAGCCAUGAAAAAUUCAUGUAAAAGACCUGGAUGCCGUUUCGCUGUUACAUCUGGCAUGCAGUGUGACAACUGCAAAGGUUGGUUUCACGAAACGUGCACAGAUCUUACGGCAACGGCUUACAAAAGACUCAGCAAAUCGGACCGUAAGUGGGUGUGCGUCACGUGCAACACGGACGCUGUAGUGCUGCUGAGCAAUAUCAUUGUUCUACUGACAGGUCUGCGGAACAAAUUGUCAGUAAACUUGGAAACAGAUAGCCAUAAAAUAGGUAGGCAAACGAGGGCGCGUAACGAAAAUAAGAACAGAGAUGUUGACAAGUCAACCAUCGAUGGAACGCGCAUUAGCACUAAUGAUGACAUGUUGAAACUCAGCACCAUCAUUACGUCGACAAUAAUUGAUUCCCUCACUAAAAUUGGAUCUCCCAGUUCAGGGUCCUCAAACGCAACGGUGGUUCCUAAAAACUCGGCAGGUGACUGUAACCACGCCAUCAGAGCUAAUAAGGACCAGGUGUCACCGUCCAAGGUUGACAUCCCAAGUGUUGUACGGACAUCAACUGGUGCUUUGAUCGCUCAGUCUACCCCCAAAAAUGUCCGCCCGGUUAUUAAAAAGCCUACGAUUCAAAAACCUGCUUCGACCUCCAAACAACAACGUACUGAAUCUGAACGCACUGGAAGAGCUGGGAAAACAACAACGGUCCGUGAUGACUCCCUCAUAAUCAUGAACCUCAUAGACAAUCCUGACCUUCCUCUCAGUUUGCAGGACAAAAAUGACAGGAUGCUUUGGGGUGAACUGAACAAAAAGCUCGAACUCCCUAGAAUAGAGCCUUUGACGGUCACACGGCUCACUCGGGGAAAGGAUUCUAAACACCAAAAUCAUCCGAGACUACUCCGUGUAACACUCAAGAAUGCUACCGAAGUAGAGGAUGUCCUGCUGGCCAGUCAUCUACUGAAAUCCGAUGGGAACGUCAGAAUACUGCCUGACAUACCAUAUUCUGAGCGCAAUCUCAUCCGAAACGUCCCUAAAGAUUCUCGAGAGAAGUUUUUCCGCGGAAGAAAUAUCAUCGUGCAAGGUGUACCGGAAAACAUGGACCCUACUCAAGCAAACUCUGACAUUCGGGAAUGGAAAUUCAUCAAACAGUCCUUGAGGCUUAAAAACAUACUGUCUCAGCAUGUGAUGAGACUAGCCAAGAAGGAUGGGGAUCCUAGACCCCGACUAUUGAGGAUAACUUUUCCAUCCUCCCAUAUGGCGGCUGCAACUCUGGAAGCAUUUCGUGUCAACAGACGUCGGUUGCCAACUGGGAUCCAUAUGCACCCGGAUAGGCCAUACGACGCCAGGAUCAAGCACAAAGGCGAGCUGGAACUGACCAUUCCACUUGUGGACUGUCUUCAAGACAAAAAAAACGUGUAAAGGACAGGGCCUACCAAUUAGACAAAACUUAUAUAGGUGGGUUACCUGUCCACUCACGCAAGGCUCUCAUAGAUAAACAGGAAGAAGCUCACGCGUUUCAAAUUGAAAGCAUUAACUGCUUAUACAUGAACGCCGCGAGUCUACCAAAUAAAAUGGAUGAACUAAGUGAACUCAGCAACGCUAAUAAAGUUCAUCUGAUAGGAAUAUCUGAAACUUGGAUAUCUCCUCAGUAUUCGGACCAGGAGCUAGCAAUACCUGGGAUGUCUCUGUUUCGCAAUGACAGAAAAACAGGAAUUGGGGGUGGAGUAGCCCUAUACAUAAGAUCUGGCCUGGUGGUACAUCAAAUCCACAACCACGAGUUUGACAAUCUUGAGGAAUCCCUAUGGUGCUCUAUGAGAUUGUCCACUACUUCGAGGUGCUUAGUCGGAGUCAUAUAUAGGAAGCCCACUGCCGACAUCGAGUAUGACAGUCGCAUGCUGCAGGGACUAUCCCGCUCUACGCGUCUCGGCUUUACUCAUAUCCUGAUUCUAGGGGACUUCAAUCUUCCUAGAGUCAACUUCGCGGAACAUACGUAUACUGGAGGUGAAAAUUCAAUCGAAGCUCGGUUCUUCAACCUCAUUGAGGACUUGGGACUACACGAAAAUGUGAAGUCGCACACUCGUUGGAGAAACGGUCAGACACCGUCGCGCUUAGACUGUGUUUUUACAAAUGAAGAAUUUCUAGUCGACAACCUCUCAAUUCUGGCUCCCCUGGGGAAGAGCGAUCACGCCGUUAUAGCCUUCAGUUUCGUCAGCAAAACAGAGCUAAGAUAUCCCGACAACAACAGGCGCUGGAACUUCAAACGGUUGAAUACGUCAGCUCUACAGGAUUAUCUACAACAGGUGGAUUGGGAUGUUCAACCUCAACUUGAUGUGGAUGCUCAUUGGGACUCCUUACUGCGCACGCUCUCAUGUGCUACUAAGCAGUCAGUUCCUCAAACGGUCCCCAAAAGGCACAAGCAACCUACAAUCAUCAAAAAACGCACUCUUCGUUUGCUAAGCCGUAAAAGGCACUGUUGGGCAGAAUACAAACGAACCAACAACAACGGCGAGUACAGGCAAUACAAACAUAUAAGGAACAUAUGUACGAAGGCUAUAAGAGAAGACAGGCUUCAGUACCAGUUAAAGCUUAUGGACAAAUUUAUUUCCAAUCCGAAAAGCUUAUUCCGUUAUGCAGCCUCUCUUCGUCAAGCCAAAACUGGAGUUUCUCAACUGCUAGGUCCUAACGGCCCGACAGAUAAUGACGGUGACGCCGCUAACCUUCUGGCUGAGCACUACUCCCGGACAUUUCAGCCGACCCACAUCAACUAUACUGAUGUCGGCUCUGUCUGCAACUGCACAGGACUUUCCGUAGUGAAACUGAGUGCUGACUUGGUGUACCGUAAACUACAACACCUAAGAACAGACACUUCUCCUGGUCCAGAUAUGGUCCACUCUGCUAUACUGAGGGAAGCAGCUUUAAUCCUAGCAACACCGCUUAGCGUGAUGUUCUCACACUCGCUAAGUCGGGGCAAACUACCGGAUAUUUGGAAGCUGGCUCAUAUCACACCAAUCUUCAAAGGAGGUCGACGCAGUGAACCUUCAAGUUACCGACCGGUGGCCCUUCUCUCUAUACCUUCAAAGAUCAUGGAGUCCCUGGUAUACGAUGAUAUACAUGACUAUCUGCUGUCCUUAAAUUUCUUCUCACCCCAACAGCAUGGUUUCAGGAAGGGUUAUUCCUGUAUGACGAACCUGCUGACCGCGGUGGACAGAUGGACAAGCAUCGUUGAUCGCAAGGGGAAGGUAGACAUCAUUUACCUUGAUUUCUCUAAAGCUUUCGAUAGGGUUAACCACACAUGUCUUAUUAACAAGCUCAAACAAUUGGGAAUCAAACCACCUUUAAUUGACUGGCUCAGUUCAUACCUCACAAGUCGACAUUUUAAGGUCAGGGUAAACUUCAAUUUCUCACGCGCUAUGGAAUGUUCUAGUGGGGUCCCCCAGGGCUCAGUACUAGGACCUCUCCUCUUCCUGAUUUAUAUAAAUGAUCUUCCUCAACAGGUAACGUCAGACAUACUGCUCUUUGCCGAUGACGUGAAACUUUGGAGAGAGAUACGCAACCAAGAGGACAUACAGGCACUUCAGGAGGAUCUGACUCGACUUCAAAGUUGGGCAGACAACAACGGACUUACCUUUAACACUUCAAAGUGUAAAGUAGUCCAUCUGCGACACGUCGCAGAUUACAGUUACAACUUAGGAAACUCCUCUCUAGUAGUAUCCCGAGUCGAAAAAGAUUUAGGAGUUCUGGUGCCCUACGACUUAAAGUCUUACGCCAACUGUGACAAAAAUGCCUUUAGAGCAAACCUUGCACUGGUAACAUUGAAGCGCAUUUUUGGUCAGUUUGACGGGAGAACUUUUCACAUAAUCUUCAAUAGUUUCAUUCGUCCCCAUUUAGAGUACGGGAACAUAGUAUUCCCUCCUACACUCCAAAAGGAUAAGGACACUCUGGAGCGUAUCCAACGGCGAGCCACGAAAUCAGUUCGGGGACUCAAAUUUAAACCUUACGAUGAGCGCCUCCAAUCACUCGACCUUUACCCAUUAGAGUAUAGGCGUCUUAGAGGUGACAUUCUAAUGGCUUACAGUAUCCUUAACACACCUGGACACCCUCUUAAACACCUAAUUAAGCUUAGUCCCAACACUAACCUAAGGGGUAACACCCAAAAACUGGAGAUACAACAUAGUAGAACGGACUGCAGACACAAUUUCUACUCCUUAAGAGUUGUCAAAUGCUGGAACUCGCUGCCAGCUGAGCUAGUCCAAGCAACUUCCCAGGAGUCCUUUAAGAGGCGACUUGAUCUAUUCUUAAGGACUAAGGAUAGUAUCCUACUAUGAUUUACCAAUUCAUUUUCUUUCUCUUUUAUCGUUAAUAUACCUAGGUUCUUGCCUGGCAGUAUUGGUGAUCCACUGCUACUAGACACGGAAGCCUGUUAAGCGAAAGCUUCUUCUAUUCCGUCCGCAACCAUUUGAACCAUUUGAAC